Messenger RNA from Letharia lupina, 2094 nucleotides. RefSeq lists its product as uncharacterized. NCBI's taxonomy places the organism in Eukaryota, Fungi, Ascomycota, Lecanoromycetes, Lecanorales, Parmeliaceae. Gene Ontology annotation, molecular function: DNA-binding transcription factor activity, RNA polymerase II-specific; zinc ion binding; DNA binding. The transcript is spliced from 4 exons. The record is from RefSeq and is a predicted model, not a curated record. The coding region runs from base 1 to 2094 and encodes 697 amino acids. Gene Ontology annotation, biological process: regulation of DNA-templated transcription; DNA-templated transcription.
AUGCAGAAAGCCCGCACUGCUUCUUCCGAGAAGCAAAAGGUCACCCUUAGCUGCGAGCAAUGCCGCCAACGUAAAACACGAUGCGAUAAGACCCAUCCUUGCGGCGCUUGCCAACGCUCAGACUUGGAGUGCACUCUCGUCCGCCGUUAUCGGCUCCCAAGGGGGCGCGCCGGAACCGAUAACAUCAAAGACGCUGAUUUGAAUAACCGUGUCGCCAAAUUGGAAAACAUCCUUACGGACUUGCAAUCUAGCGGUAACUCCAGAGCAGUGCAAUCCGAGCUUCUUGAGCAGAAGGCAAGUCUGAACAACGAGGGGGUCGAUGGCUCCUUCUGGGCUGCACUCAAUGAUGAGGUAGCUGGGAUUCGUGAAACGCUCGAAGAAUUUCCAGAUGACGAGUCUGACGAUCUUUACCAAAGUACUUUGCCGAGCGCGGACAAUGGCUCAUCCUCCCAGGACUUUGACAUGAUCCUGUUUGGCGCCUCUUCUUGUGUGGUCAAUCCUGCUUUACUGGAUCUGCCUCCCAAGUCAAUGCUCAUCGCGCUUCUGGAAACCUACGUCUACCGAGUAGACUCUGUUCUGAAAGUAAGCCACGUGCCCUCACUCCGUAAACUCUUGCUUUCCGAAGAACCAGUAUCUGCAGAACCCUUGGAUUGUCCAUCUCGCGAAGCGCUCAAAUUUGCCAUGUGCUUCACAGCUGUCUGUACCAUGACUGAGGUUGAAAGUCGGAAGAUGUUCAUGGAGGAGAAGGACAAGAUCAUAAACAGAUUUCGUCUGGCAACCGAAGUGAUGCUCUCUCGAGCAAAGUUGCUCACCACUUCAGACAUUACCGUGCUCCAGGCCUUCGUAAUAUAUCUUGCUGGACGCCGCACUUGUACUGGCUACAAGAAGAUCUGGACUCUGAUUGCAAGCGCUGUUCGCAUUGGGCAGUCCCUUGGGUUGGACAACGAUGAAGGCCGCUUCCGGACCCCCUUUCAGCUGGAGAUUCGCCGGAGGGUGUGGUAUUCAAUCGGUCUACUUGACAUGCAAGCAGCAUUCGAUGGGGGAUCGCACUCCGUGAUCGCUCAUAACGGCUUGCUGGGUCGUCCACCCCUCAAUAUGGACGAUUCAGCCAUGUCUUCAGCUUUCAGUCGAUCCGUCUUUGUUGAGCAACCAGGUCUCACAGACAUGUCCUUCAGCUGCAUGACACAUGAGGGACUGAUUUGCUGGAGAAGGCUAACCCACGUUCCCACGAAUUCCGAAGGCCAACCCGUGAAGAUAAGGCAAGACUGGACCAACAGAUCCAAGAUAGUCAUAGAUUGGGAACAGCGCAUGAACGAAAGAUAUCUAAAACAUUGCGAUACGACGCAGCCCUUUCAACGGUUCAUGAAAAUCGUUGGCCAAGACAUGAUUGUAUCCAUGAGACUUCUCGAGCGCCGUCCGAUGCAUCGCCUAUUCAGAGCCGGCCCUCCUCCAGCCGACGACUUUAACGUUUUGGAAGUGGCCACUGACGUUGUCGAGGCCUCGAUCCUGAAAUUCACUGACCCGAGCCUCGCACCUUGGAGUUGGUUCGCUUGGGUCAAGUGGUACAUUUUGGCUGUCGUCCUCGCCGAACUUUGUGGAAAUGGCAAUGGGGCACUGAUAGACAGAGCUUGGAGGGUCGCUGAAGAGGCUUUCGCAAAAUUUUCUGAUCUGGUCAUUGAUGUUCUUUGGAGAUCUGUUGAAAGACUUAUGCAAAAGGCACGAUCUACGAGGGACCGCUCUCGAGUGUCAUCGCCACCCAUUUCUGCACCUUUUUAUUCAGGACCAACAUCUUCGCCCGGGAAACCGAGACCAAGCAGAUUCAAUAAGGAAGAGAAUCGAUUUCGAGAUAAUGAGUGGACUUGGCAUGCUAAUAUGCGAGCUCAUGAUCGAAUCUCGCAAGCGGUACAAAACCCAGAGCCUCCGAGCGAGACUGGCCAAUCGAAACCACAAUUGCUAGCAAUGGAUAUUGAUAGUUUUGUGCCCGAGACAAGGGUGGAUGAGUCGGAAUAUAUGUCCUGGGUCAACUGGGAAUCCUUUGUGCAGGAUGUUGGUAACUUCAAUGAGCAAGAUAUGCUAGCGUCAUUUGUGGUUUGA